AUGAAGGCGCUCGAGGUAGUCGAGUAUCAGUUAGAUCGUGAUGGCGUCCCUAUGUUUGAAAGACAUAAGGUAUACAUUGUGUACCUGGUGUUUGUCCACAUCGGAAAGCCCGUCGAUGAAGAGGUUUUGAGCGACAAUCGGGGAGAAAGUGGUGCCUUGAAGUUCGGCCCUGAGGAGGACGUCUUCGAUGCGGUGGGACCAAGUGCGAAGAGAUUCGUCUUGAAGGCGGGAUUCUUUGACAGCCUCAGUAAGGGGAGUGUAGUGAAGAACUAUAGAAAGAUCAUGUUGACUCGUGGCCGUGGAUGCCAUAUCAAGGUCAGCGAUCCAGUGAUCAAUGUUGGUGCCAUCUUCGUCGAGCAUGGACCAAGAGAUGGGAGGGAGUUUGGUUGA
Sphaeroforma arctica JP610 is the source of this 390-nucleotide messenger RNA. RefSeq lists its product as hypothetical. The transcript is spliced from 2 exons. The coding region runs from base 1 to 390 and encodes 129 amino acids. The record is from RefSeq and is a predicted model, not a curated record. NCBI's taxonomy places the organism in Eukaryota, Ichthyosporea, Ichthyophonida.